AAAAUCCAUUUAACAGUCAGCUUGAGUUGAAAGUGUAUGUAACAAAGAAAAAUGAACGCUUUACUUGAUUUCCUUUGGCUUUUAGUCAUCAUAAUCUAUUCUUAUCUGGAGUCUUUGAUUAAACUUUUCAUUCCUGUGAAGAGAAAAUCUGUCAGUGGUGAAAUUGUACUUAUCACAGGAGCAGGACAUGGCCUUGGAAGACUCACAGCUUAUGAAUUUGCCAAGCGUCAAAGCAAACUGGUUCUCUGGGAUAUAAACAAGCAUGGUGUUGAAGAAACAGCUGAAGCAUGCAGAAAGCUGGGAGCCACAGCUUAUACAUUCACAGUGGAUUGCAGCAAUAGGGAUGAAAUAUACAGCACUGCAGAAAAGGUGAAAAGAGACAUUGGAGAUGUGACUAUCUUGGUAAAUAAUGCUGGAGUGGUAGCAGCAGCAGAUCUACUUUCUACUCAGGACAAGCAGAUCCAAAAAAUAUUUGAGGUCAACAUUCUGGCUCAUCACUGGACAGCAAAAGCCUUCCUGCCAGCAAUGAUGGAAAAAAAUGAGGGCCAUAUUGUCACAGUUGCAUCAGCUGGUGGGCACAUAACUGUUCCUUUCCUGGUUUCUUACUGUUCAAGCAAGUUUGCAGCUGUUGGAUUUCAUAAAAGUCUAACUCAAGAAUUGUCUGCAUUGGGAAAAGACGGGAUCAAAACCACAUGCCUUUGUCCAGUUUUUAUAAACACUGGCUUUAUAAAACGUCCAACUUCAAGAUUACUGCCUCUUCUGGAGCCUGACAGAGUUGCAAAGAAACUCAUAGAUGGAAUACUUUGCAACCAAAAAAUGAUAUUUGUCCCACCAUUUGCGAAAUGCAGCCUGUUCCUUGAAAGAAUUCUACCGGAGCGUGCCUUGAAGACUGUGGAGAAGUUCUUAAAAGUACAAUUUGAUGCAGUUGUUGGAUAUAGUAGAAAAGAAAAUUAACAGACUGGGGUGAAAUGGUCUAGUAAUUGCGUGCAAUGUGUGAUGAAGUUUCUUAACACAGCUUUUAAAAUACCUAGUCUAAAGCAAAAUAACAUGCAGAAGGAAUCCCAUGGA
Messenger RNA from Heteronotia binoei (common prickly gecko), 1068 nucleotides. Its product is annotated as estradiol 17-beta-dehydrogenase 11-like. The record is from RefSeq and is a predicted model, not a curated record. NCBI's taxonomy places the organism in Eukaryota, Metazoa, Chordata, Lepidosauria, Squamata, Gekkonidae. Gene Ontology annotation, cellular component: lipid droplet. Gene Ontology annotation, molecular function: oxidoreductase activity, acting on the CH-OH group of donors, NAD or NADP as acceptor. The coding region runs from base 52 to 954 and encodes 300 amino acids. The transcript is spliced from 7 exons.